Messenger RNA from Salvelinus fontinalis (brook trout), 1818 nucleotides. Its product is annotated as fibroblast growth factor 3-like. Bases 893 to 1603 code for a protein of 236 amino acids. The record is from RefSeq and is a predicted model, not a curated record. Gene Ontology annotation, molecular function: growth factor activity; fibroblast growth factor receptor binding. The transcript is spliced from 3 exons. Gene Ontology annotation, cellular component: cytoplasm. Gene Ontology annotation, biological process: cell differentiation; positive regulation of cell population proliferation; animal organ morphogenesis. NCBI's taxonomy places the organism in Eukaryota, Metazoa, Chordata, Actinopteri, Salmoniformes, Salmonidae.
AUUUAUUGUGCCACUGUCGUAUUAUUGUCUCUGCCUUUAGGCCUAUACUGAAUAUCAUGGUCGCAAGGUAUAUGAAUUAACAGCAAACACCGCUGGCUUCCCCAGUGAUUUUACCCACGCACCGUUACUGCAUGGCAUAACCCAUAACUCUACUCUAUACAUCUAACUCUUCAAAAUAUAUAUUUGUUAUUCAGUCAGAUGUAUUUUGACACUGAAAAACAAGCAGACAGACAUCAGUCAUUACAUUUACCAAUUUCUUGUUAGGGGUCUUUGUAUGAACACUUGAUGUAACAAUACCAAUAUAUUUUGUAUUAAUAUGUCUGCCCUCUAAAUAACGUUUUAUUGUCUAGCUGUUUAGAAUUUGAAACGAUUUCUGCCAUCUUCGCAGCCGACGUCUUCGUUUUAGCUUUUCCUCACCAAGUGGCCAAGAAUGGAAUUGACCAGGGGAAUAUUUAUGCCGAAACCCAGUGUCUAAUUUGGGAAUGUCUAAUUGGCGUUUUGGAUCCAUCAAAAGCCCUGCCCUUAGAUGCCUGGCUCGCCCUUUGUGAUGCGGCUUUCAGCAAUGAGCCGCUGUGUGUAAUGUCAUGUAAUUUUAUCCAUCCAUAGCCUAGCAUACUGCACACAUAGCUCACACAAAACGGUACCUUGCCUUGAAUGAUGAUUAUUUAAUUUUUGUGCGCAACUUGGACAUUCUCUCGUGCGCGCUAUAUUUGUCACGAGAGGCUGUUUCAAUCAAUCCUAACUUCCGUUUGUAAAAAGUAGAUGUUUGAAGAGUACCCAUUUUUUCGGGGUGGAUUAAUCAAUGGACCUUAUAAGACUUCGAUGGAACCUAUUGAUUCCGAUUUUGGCACUCAUGGAAAAGGACUAAAAUACUAUUUUCGGCCAUGCCAUAAUGGUUAUAAUACUGGUUUUGUUAUUGUUGAAUUUGAUGCAUCCCAGUCACCAAAAGCCCCGUUCUUCUAUGGCGAUUAGGACAUCAACUCCACAGCAUCAGAGCUUUAACUCGAGGCAGCGCAGGGAUGCUGCGGGGCGUGGAGGAGUGUACGAGCACCUUGGGGGAGCACCGAGACACAGAAAGUUGUACUGCGCCACAAAGUAUCACUUACAAAUACAUCCCAAUGGGAGAAUAGACGGGACCCUGGAGGAGAAUAACCCUUUCAGCAUAUUGGAGAUAGCAGCAGUGGAUGUGGGAGUGGUGGUGAUUAAAGGACUGUUCUCUGAUAGAUAUCUGGCCAUGAACGAAAAAGGAGGACUAUAUGCAUCGGCUGCCUUCAACCAGGAGUGUGAGUUCAUGGAGCGGAUCCAUGAGUUAGGCUACAACACUUACGCCUCCCGCAACUACCAGACGACCACUCCCUCCACCUCAACAGGAAGCAGCAGCAGGCGAAGGGCGAGUGCUGAGAGGCUGUGGUACGUGUCGAUCAACGGAAAGGGCCGGCCAAAGCGUGGCCUGAAGACUCGCAGGACAGAGAAGGCGUCCCUCUUCCUUCCCAGGGUCCUUGGCCACAAGGACCAUGACAUGGUUCACCUGUUGUUCAACAGUAGUCUAGGGUACAGGCAGACUGCCCUCAGACUUACAGGAAAGACAGGGCAAAGGAGAUAGAGACAUGUUUCCAUAUCCAGGCAGUUUGAUGACUAGUCUGACUCAUGUCAUUCCACGCUGCCCACAGCCAGACUACCUACCUGGUGACUGAGAAACACCAGCACACCUUUCCCUCCUUUAAACUGACAUAAUGAUACUGUUGGAAUAAUGUACAACUUUAUAUAGAGAAUGCAUGCAUCAUACUGUCUUAUGAAUAAAGUGGUCAAUGUAUUGAA